Molecule: messenger RNA, 4719 nt
Organism: Orbicella faveolata
Lineage: Eukaryota; Metazoa; Cnidaria; Anthozoa; Scleractinia; Merulinidae
Product: mucin-like protein
Biological process (GO): cell-matrix adhesion
Molecular function (GO): calcium ion binding
Source: RefSeq, a predicted model, not a curated record
GUUACAACCGGCCCAUCAGACAUCACAACAGGUCCACCAGACACCACAGUAAGUCUGCCGAACACUACAACAGGUCCGCCAGACACCACUACAGGUCCACCGAACACUACAGUAGGUCAACCAGAUAUCACAACAGGUCAACCAGAUAUCUCAACAGGCCAACCAGAUAUCACAACAGGCCAACCAGAUAUCACAACGGGUCAACCAGAUAUCACAACAGGUCAACCAGAUAUCACAACGGGUCAACCAGAUAUCACAACAGGCCAACCAGUCAACACGACGGGUCAGCCAGAUAUUACAACAGGUCCGCCAGAUACUACUGUAGUUCCACCUACAACGCCACCAUUUUGUUUGUCAAAUCGACAACCUGCUUCUCAAGAGGAGAUUACAAAUUCAGUUUCACUGGUCAUUCUGAAUAUUACUAUUCCAGAGUGGUGUGCCAUAGAGGAAAACUUUACAGAGGCAUUUGCCACAAGUACUGCAAAAUUCUGCAACACAACAGGAUCAUGUCCUGUGGAACCGGAUGUGGAGGUCGUGAUACUUCCUGAAUAUCCCAAAGUUAACAGUCCCCUGGAGGUCAGGUUCUUCAUCCGUCUACGGACCGCCAUGAAUACGUCUUUUACCCUCCGUAAACAAGAGCUCAAUACGAUUUUGGAAUCUUUCCUGCGAAACAUAAGUGACACGUUUGGUAUAGAAUUUACAGUCAAUGGUAACUUCACUAACUGGGGUCCCUGGGGACCUUGUAGUGCUUCUUGUGCGGGUGGUGUUGAAAUGCGAUCUCGAAACUGCACCAAUCCACCGCCGAUUAACAAUGGCGCUGACUGCCAAGGACCUCGAAACGAAACCAGGCAAUGUAAUGUUCAGCCUUGCCCAGUUACAACAUCGCCUCCGUCACCGAACGUCACCACGUCAGCAACUCCACCCCCCUGCGUUUUACCAACUCGCAGAACUCCAACACAAGACGAGAUCAACAAUGCUAUCACUAUCAUCAUUGUAAAUUUCACUAUACCACAGUGGUGCUUGAUAGAACCCGAAUUUAAACAGCGACUUGCCAAUUUUGUCACCGACUUCUGCAAUGCUGAUAUUGGACGCUGUGCCAACAGAUCCUUACCAUCUGAUCCGGAUCUAAUCAACAUCCUUCCGGGAUUUCCCAUUCAAAACAGUCCUUUGCAGCUCAAAUUUUAUGUGCGACUGAAAGCUGGGAGAGAUCAGCAUGUUACAAUAGAUUACGACGUGACAGAGUCAAUAUUUCAAGCGUUCGCUCGAAACUUAAGCGACACGUUUGGCGUAGAAUUCACAGCCGAUGGGAACUUCACGAACUGGGGUCCCUGGGGACCUUGCAGUGUUUCUUGUGCGGGUGGUGUUCAAAUGCGAUCUCGUAACUGCACCAACCCACCGCCGAUCAACAAUGGUGCUGAUUGCCAAGGACCUCGCGACGAAACGCAGCCUUGCAACGCACAGCCUUGCCCAGUUGAUGGUAACUAUACUCAGUGGACUAAUUGGACUCAAUGCAGUGCAACGUGCGGUAAUGGCAUUCAGACGCGUUACCGAUCCUGCAUCAAUCCCCCACCGUCCAACGGUGGCCGUGACUGCGAGGGCCCUAGAAAUAUGACGCAACCGUGCUUCAUACAACCAUGUAUCCCUCGGCUUUAUCCUUAUGGUGCAAAAGUUGGAGAUGCACAAUUGAGUCGCUCCAACGCGUACAUAUCUCAGUGUCUACGAAUUAAUAUUCCUGGUCAAGGAUUGCCAUUCUUUAUACGAGAACACAAGACGGUUUUCAUUUGUCGGAAUGGGCUGCUAAGGUUCGUCAGCCCCAACGUUGUCAGAUGGCCUGAGCGUUUCCCUGGUUUCAGGCCAGGUUAUUUCAGAUUUGGACGCAUGUACAUCCUAGCACCAUACUGGUCAUACAUCAGUCACUCUCCAUUUAGACUGCCGGAUCACAGAAACGGAUCGAAGGUUUAUUACCAGGUCUACGCCAAGACCUUCCUAGGCGAUGUGACGUCCAACCAUGCUAGAGAAGUCUUUGAUCGAGCAAACAGUGACGUAAAACGCUAUCAAACAAAUCCCAGAACUCCAAACUUUAACGCGACCUGGGCGUUGAAAGUGACAUGGGUUCGACUAUAUCCCAUUACAUACCCCUUCAUAAAUGCGGUCAACACGUUCCAGAUUGUCCUGGUAACCGACGGUCAACAUUCUUUCGCGUUGUUCAAUUAUCCUGAAAAUGGAAUUGAGUGGGCUGCAUCAACAGGGCAGAAUUUCCGCUUGCUCUCACAGAGAAGCCGUGGGCUUCCUGUUAUCGGAUAUAACGCAGGAGACCCAGCACAACUGCGUUUCACUAAUGUACCGGGCGCGGGCACUGUUGAAGCCGACACCAUAGACCAGCGCAUUGGAAACACGAACAGUCGCGGUGUGUGGUUUUUCCGUCUCGACAAUAGCUCUGUUUUGGACUUGCCUGCCAAGAAGUGUUACACGUGGAUCCGUCAGCAGGGAUCCUUAUCAGCUCCAGAGAUAAGACCCUGCCCCUGCACCUUUAACCAAGCUGUUGCAGAUAAACAAUUUUAUGUGGAUUAUGGCCAAAAAAUUGCUUGGCGGAGUAGCCAAACGAUAUGCGCAUACUCGCUGCCUUCUCUAGUGAGCCGCUGGGCACAACAGUGCUGCUACACAGAAGUACCGGGAGCUGGAAGAGUUCUGACCCUCGGGCAACCGGAAGCGGGGAGCACCUUUUUGAUUGGGGUACCCGGUCUUCCGUUGAUAAGUGAUGUGGAGGCACACCAUUACUGUUGUAAUUCGUCUUUGUGUGGACUUUACUAUCAGCGGCGACCAUCGGAUGACUGUUCUGAAUACAACAGCAGAAGAAGUGCUUUAAUAUGGGGAGAUCCUCAUUUCAUAACUCUCGAUAACAAAUCGUUUACAUUCAACGGGCUUGGUGAGUACACAAUGGUUGCUAUUGACGACGGAACGUUUGAGCUGCAGGCGCGUACUAAGAGGACCAGCGGUAGAGGCUUGGGGACAGUGUUUUCAGCAGCUGCAGCCAAAGAGAUGAACACGCCUGCACUGGAGGGACGAAUAAACAGUAAAGAUGAGCUGGAGAUUCUCAUUGCGGGAGUCAAACAAGACAUUUCCAACCUUACAUCGACAGGAACGUUGGUUCCAGGGGCCUAUAUUAUACUCAUUAGAGAGAUCCAUGAUUCAAUUUUGGCCCUCUUCCCAUCCGGGAUCUCUGUUACGUUUGCCAGUGUCUCCUAAACUCUAGCUAUUGCCUUUGACGGGCCAAACGUGUUUAAGAAUCGUACUAGGGGCCUGCUGGGGACUUGGAAUGAUGAUCCUACCGAUGACUUCACUACUCCUGACGGAACAGUGCUUCCGGCUGACGCCUCACCGCAACAAAUUCAUUAUGACUUUGGAUUAAAAUGGCAAAUAGACGCUUCUCAAUCGCUGUUCACUUACCAAGCUCAAGAAAGUCCCCUAACGUUCAUGGAUCUCGACUACGUACCAAUGUUCAUAGACAACAUUACAUGGACUAAUGACUCGUUCAGACAACAGGCAGAGAGCGUCUGUGGAAAUAAUACCAACUGUUUGUUUGAUGUGGCUGUGACAAUUGACCCGUCGUUUGGAGUGGCCACAAAAAAACUGGAGGAAGAUAAUCAUCAAAUGAACAACAAGCUAGCAACUUUCCCGCCUCACAUUUACGGACCACAAGUCAUCAACGCUACUAUAAAUGAAACAGUUGAAGUGAUCAUCACAGCCAGUCACAACUCCAGCAGCUCGUUUGUUUUCUCCGUCAAGUACUUUCCAGAUAUAGAAAUCGUCACCAAUACCUCACAGAAUCUGGUUAUUCGAUGGCGGCCGAUGUCCAUACAGAAGGUUGAACCUGUGCUUAUCGUCACGGACAGCAACGGUUCAGCCUCAGAGCUCCGGCCCCUGGUUCGACUGUGUCCAUGUCAAAAUAAUGGCAGCUGCGUCGACGAUGAAGACGUUCAGCGACAGCUGGACAGUGGCGCCAGAUUUAUUGUAUUAUCGUGUGAAUGUCCUGCGGGACUCACGGGACAGUUCUGUGAAAGUAACUUUGACGCUUGUGUAGAAAACAAUGAUCCUUGUUUCCCAGGCGUAGAGUGUGUUAAUGUUCCACCUGAUGUCAAUCAAACCGGAUACGCCUGCGGUCCGUGCCCUAGUGGUUACCAUGGAGAUGGUGCUACGUGUAUUGAUAUUGAUGAAUGUACUGAUCACGUGUCCCGAUGUAGCCAGUCAUGUAUCAAUACGCCUGGCUCGUAUGUGUGUGACUGUAAUCCGGGAUAUAAAAUCGAGAAUGAUGGCGUCACCUGCAUUGGUAAGGUUUCCUAUUACUUAACAUAUUCUUUGCAAACCAUUUUUAUCGUUUCAGAUAUCGAUGAAUGCACCACACACAGACACCGAUGCUCACAGAAUUGCCACAACACAGAAGGAGGAUACACGUGUUCGUGUGAUCCUGGUUACGAGUUGGACUCAGAUCAAAUGACUUGCAAUGGUAAAUGUGCUGUGUUUAAGAUCUUGCCGUGAUUGGAAUAAUGUUUCAUUCUGUCAUCGUUCACUGAUACAGUGCAAAAUUGGCAAAAAACAAAACCAAUUACCCACGGGGACUUUCAUUGAGAAAGAAAAGAGGGACGAAUAAUUUUUUACUUUUCUACCAAAGCAUAUGUUGAUUAAACUAUUUUAUGAUUAAUAUGGUAAUAUGACCGGCUU